AUGUCCAAAGGCUGCAUCCAAGUCUGCCGAGGGCGGCAGCCCGCUCGAUCAGCUUUGCUUCGAUUCGCCGUGGUGUUGCUCUUCGGGGGUUUGGGAGCGCGGUGCUGGGGAUUUACAUUUCUGGGCUGCCCCGGCCUCGGGUGCAGCUGGAGACCAGGGCCGUGUCGAGCCCACCGGCUAUCACAGCCGUGGUGGAGGCGCCAAGUUGGCGGGAGCUCGGGCGCGGAGCUUCUCGGAAACCUGACAAAUGAGAGCAUCGCCGUGCGCUAUGCAGAGCUUUGUAGAGAUUUCAACGUGCGCGUCAAGCGGGGCAAGGCACCUUACCGCUUGACUCCAUUGGGCUUCAGCAAGCUGCAAAAAAAAUGUUGGGACGUGCUUGGAAGCAAGGUGAAAUUGAGCUACGUGGGCUCUCGCCGGGAUGGUGCGUUCUCACAAAGCAGCAGCGACUUGGACAUUUGGAUCACUGCGCAAGGGAACCACCCUUUCAAGUUCACGACUGAAAGGAAGGAGGCACUCAAGAAGAGUGUAGCUCAGCUAGAUUGGGUCGAGGAUGUGGUAGCAGGAGAUGUGUCGGUAAAGUUCAAAAUCAGAGAUCCCGAUGAGAACCUUUCCAUUGCUGUAGACCUUGCCCUUUGCCCGAAUGAUCCGGAAGAUUUCCCUCUGCUUCGUGGCAGCCCCAACCGAUGGGAGAAUGACGAGCGCGUUGAUGGAUUUAUGCUUGAACACCCAACAGCUGGAGUUGCUGUCAGUGGAGUGAAGCAGCUUCUGACAACUCGGCCUAAGGGGAUUCAGUUGAAGGCCCUGGUGCGCAGAGUCGCGCUCUACUACAACUUCUCAGUCAGCGAUCGCAGCAAGCACCAGGCGGGUACAGACGUCAAUUCCGAAGCUUUCGAGCUGUUCUUGCUGCUUCUCCAUGAGCUGCGUAACUGGAACGUGUCCCGGGCUUUUGGCUCCGACUUGACUGACGACCUGGCUGGGCAUCCGAAACGUAAGCAGCACGCGGAGCGCUUUGAAAGGGCUGCGGAAGAGAUAGAUCGAGCUGCCUGGCUUGCAUGCUUGGACGAACUGGAGGAAGAGAGCGGUUUCAUCCACAAUACCAGGCCAGAACUGGGUAGGCAUCCCGACCGCCACUGCUUUGUCCUUCCUGGGAAUCGGAGUGAGAAAGGCGGAAGUUACAAAUACAAGUGCAUCUGGUGCCAAGAUUACAACAGAGGGGUGGGCCUGCAGCCUGGAGACCGCUGCAAAAUAUGUAAGCAAGUUCAAAUUGAACAUCCAAGAUUCCAGGAGAUAAAGCAAGAAGUUGAGCUCGCGGAGGCCCGUUUCGCAGCAUCUGCAGAUGAGCCUGUCCGUGGUCGUUAUCUGGUCAAGAUGAAGACUGACAUGCCCAAAGGGACGAAUCAAUCGCAAUCUCGUACCUUGGCAACGAAUCGAAGCAGCUGCGACAGCAAACUUGAAGCGGAAUCGCACGUGAAGGCCUUCAACGCAAAGAGGAGUUGGGAUCAGCUGAGGGGCGCGAAGCCAGGAGAAGUCAUCACGAAGCUGUGCCACUUCUAUCAGCAAAGGUACGGCAACACCCCAGAGUUUAAGUUUGACAUGCGUGGUGACCAGCGUGGUGAACCGCCGGUCAGUUUUCGUGCGACGGUGCUGCUUCCAUCAGACAGUCGCGUGGCUACCGGUAGUUGGGAGGUGUCGAAGCGGAAUGCCAAGAUCUCGGCAUUGCGUGAAGCCCUGAGCGCGAAUCCGUGCGGUGGCCGUAGUUUUUCAGAGCUUUUCUGA
Molecule: messenger RNA, 1776 nt
Organism: Symbiodinium natans
Lineage: Eukaryota; Dinophyceae; Suessiales; Symbiodiniaceae
Source: the annotation of a GenBank genome assembly